Neltuma alba is the source of this 3017-nucleotide messenger RNA. RefSeq names its product subtilisin-like protease Glyma18g48580. The transcript has 14 exons. Gene Ontology annotation, biological process: proteolysis. Bases 1 to 2859 code for a protein of 952 amino acids. Lineage: Eukaryota; Viridiplantae; Streptophyta; Magnoliopsida; Fabales; Fabaceae. The record is from RefSeq and is a predicted model, not a curated record. Gene Ontology annotation, molecular function: serine-type endopeptidase activity.
AUGGUUGAGCUUCAUGAUGAGAUGAAAUCUAUGGUCUCUAGCAUGCAACUUGGGACAGUUCAACAACAAUGCACACCUCAGGAUUCCCCCGUCUUUCCUAGCACUAAAGACAGUUGUAAUCCACCGGGGGCAUUGGGAGAGCAUGAUCCUAGUAGUCCCAUGCUGGACUUUGGACAACCUUGUUGUCUUCGUUUAGAGGUCCCAAGGAUGCGUGUUGUUGCUGACGCUCUCCUCUACAAUCAAGGGAGCACCGUCCAUCACCAACAAAUUCAAGAGGACCAAGUGAGGGUAACAGUUACGACUGUUCGAGAGGGAGAGACAGGAGCGGAUGUGCCAUUCCCGACUACUGGAGUUGUGAAGUUAGGUCAGGCAAUUGGAACUUUCAUUCUUUGGCCUAGACACCUUGUUGAUGAGAAGAUAAUACCUAUGAUGAAAGAUGUUGAUAGAUAUCCCUGCUUGGCACAAUUAUAUGAGGAAUAUAAAACAAUUAACAAGGUCAACAUAAAGAUGCCUGUAGGGAUUGUGGGGAAAGAAAAAUCAUAUUUCUUUAGACUUGACAACAAAGAUAUCAGGGAAUUCUUAUCUUUGAAGGAGUUGGACAUAGCAUGGCUUCAAUUAGCAAUCAUGGCUUUAAAGACUUAUUAUAUAACUGGUGGGAAGCGUUCUGGCAAAAAUGGCCCAACAACUUGGUGUGCUAAGCAACGAGGGUCAACAAAGUGUGGAUAUUACAUUAUUCGUUAUAUGUUUGAAAUUAUUGAGAGUGGAUGUACUACAAAAUUUGAUGAGAUUUUUGAUAAUGACUGCUCAUAUACUGUUGAUGAUAUUGACUUCAUCCGAGACCUUUUGGCACAGCAACUGCUUCAAGAAUGGAUUUCACUACUAGGAUGCAAUAAUUUUGGUCAGAAUGUCAUCAUUGGCAGCAUUGAUACUGGUGUUUGGCCAGAAUCGAGAAGCUUCCGAGACAAUGGAUACAGACCAAUACCAAGGAAGUGGCGCGGCGGAUCCAAAUGUGAGCUGUUCAGUUUGUCUGGCAUUGCAAACAGAACUCUUUGCAACAGGAAGAUAAUAGGAGCAAAAACCUUCUUUCAAGGCUACGAAACAAAAAACGGACCCCUUAGCUCAUCAACUGGAAUCAGUGCCCGUGACACUGUUGGCCAUGGAACGCAUACUUUGUCAACGGCCGGCGGCGACUUUGUGAGAGAUGUCAGCGUUCUCCGAAAUGGCAACGGCACUGCAAAAGGAGGAUCUCCAAAAGCCCGACUUGCAGUGUACAAAGUAUGCUGGGGCCGUGGUAAUUCUGAAGAGUGCACUGAUGAAGACUUGAUUAAAGCUUUUGAUGAAGCUAUCCAUGAUGGUGUCGAUGUGCUCUCUGUUUCGAUCGGCCGCAGCGCCGUCCCAAAUGUCAACGACAUGUUGACCAAUGGGAUCUCCAUUGGAUCCUUUCAUGCAGUUUCAAGAGGGGUUCUAGUUGUUGCCUCUGCUGGUAACGAUGGACCUGAGCUUCAAACUGUAUCCAAUGUGGCACCUUGGAUCUUCACUAUUGCUUCUGGCUCCAUUGACAGAGACUUCAGUAAUAAUAUUACUCUCAGUAAUGGCCAACGCAUGAAGGGGACCAGUCUUGCCACAAACUCAACAUCACGACAGUUAGUUCCUGUGCUAAUUGCUGGUAAUGCUAGGCUUCCUAAUGUGACAUUUGACGAUGCGGAUCAUUGCAAACCUGGAACACUUGAUCCAAACAAAGUAAGAGGCAGUAUAUUGGUAUGCCGGAGAGGAAGGAGCCUAAGGCCUGUGGACAAGGGACAAGAGGCAAAGCGUGCAGGUGCUUUGAAAAUGAUUUUGCAGAAUGAUAAGGAAUUGAAUACAGCUACAGCUGAUGCUCAAGUUAUAGAUACUUCCAAUGUUCCAACAUAUCAACCUCCAAAAAAGAAUAAAAAUAUAUCCCAGCAGGACAAAAAUCCUUUUGACGUCAAGAACCUUACUGCAUUCUUGAAUAACGCAAAAACAUUUAUCCCAGUAAAGCCAGCUCCAAAAGUUUCAGCAUUCUCAUCCAGGGGACCCAACUUGAUUCUGCCGUCAAUCCUCAAGCCUGAUGUAACUGCACCAGGUCAGGAUAUAAUUGCCGCUUAUUCAUCAGGGGCAAGUCCCACCAACCUAGAUUUAGAUGUAGGUCGCUUUGACUAUAACAUUCUAUCAGGAACCUCCAUGGCAUGUCCUCAUGUUGCCGGCAUUGCUGGCCUUCUCAAAAAUCGCCAUCCUACAUGGAGUCCAGCUGCUAUCAAAUCAGCAAUUAUGACCACAGCAACCACCCAGGAUAACGCCAAUGGGCCAAUUCUAGAUGAAAAUGAUGAUGAAGUAGCAACUCCAUUUCAUUAUGGUUCAGGACACAUAAAACCUAACCUUGCAAUGGACCCUGGACUUGUUUAUGAUUUGAAGGCUUCUGAUUACCUAAACAUGUUAUGUGCUUCAGCUUAUGAGGAAAGAAUAGUUGAAUCCAUUAAUAAUAAUAAGCCAUACAAAUGUCCAAGGUCUUACAGACUAGAAGAUUUCAACUACCCUUCUAUCACAUUGCCUUUUCUGAGUGUGAAACCUAUAAAUGUUACUCGCACAGUAACAAAUGUUGGGCCUCCAAGUACGUAUACUGUAAAUGUCAAAGCCCCAGCAGGAGUUGAAGUUGUUGUUCUUCCAACAACUUUGACAUUUCAGGGGACAAACCAAAAGAAGAGCUAUCAGGUUAUUUUUCAAGCAACACGUUCAGCCAAAACUUCAGAGCCUUCAUUUGGAGAGUUGACAUGGACAGAUGGCAAGCACAAAGUUAGAAGUCCUAUAGUAAUCCCUCAACAUGCAAAAAUGGCUCUGUAGAUUUCAAUGUUACCAAUCCAGUGUGUUGUGUGUUAAUCAGAUAGUGAGAGGUAGUGUUAGAGUGACUGUUUUCAGAUGUGUGGAUAUGCUGAACUAUGUUAUAAUUUAAAAAUGACGGUUCCUACCAGAAAAUAAACCCGCUAGGUCCUCCCAAGCAA